AUGCUGUUUCGAUUUCUCCAAACCCACUCGAAAACUGCUAAUUUUUCCAAAACUUUCACAACAUCCACAUUCUUCCAUUUUCCUUCAUGUUCCUCCCCCCACGACAUUUUAACUUCCUUUCUAUCCGCUUUUAUUUUCCUUAUUUCUUUCCUUCCUACAUCCAGUGAUUUCAUUCAUUUGGCCUUUCUUUCCCAUAAAGAUUAUCAGCGCCAUGCCAUUUUUAUUUCUCUUAUUUUUUCUCGGCUCCCGACAAUUCAUCCACCUAUAUCCAUCCUUUCACACUCCCCUCUUCCUCCUCAGUUUACAACACAACCUGCCAACCUAUCCCCAACCAUGGCCUUCAUUUUUUACUCUUCUUCUUUCUCUCUUACACCCCCUUUUAUAAACUUUCCAUUUUCUUAUCCUCUUUCUCGCUUACACACCCUUUUAAUAAAUCUUCAUUUUUUUUCUCUUCCUCUUUCUCUCUUAUGCCCCUCUUUUACUAAGCUUUCAUUUCUUUCUCUUUUUUUACUCUCUUAUCUUUCUUUUAACCUAACUUCACUCUCUCACAGAUGUGCCAUCACCUCUCUCUGUCUUUUCUACAAAUACUUUCAUGUCCAUUUAAUUUUUUUAUUCUUUCUUUUGUCUAUCCCUCUACUUCCCUCCUAUUGUCUUUCUAAUUCUUACAUCUUUCUUUCUAUUGAUUACCCUCUCGUUCUCUACUAUUGUCCAUUUAAUUUCUUUCUUUUUCUACUGAUGUCUCUCUUUUCCUUUGUCAUUGUCUUUCAGUUACAUCUUUCUUUUGGUCAUCUCUCUCUCUCUCUGUGUCUCUCUCUCCCUCCCUCUCCCUCUCUGCCUCUCCCUCCCUCUCUCUCAGUGAUGUUGAGAAGAAUAGACUGA
Messenger RNA from Acanthosepion pharaonis, 879 nucleotides. The record is from the annotation of a GenBank genome assembly. NCBI's taxonomy places the organism in Eukaryota, Metazoa, Mollusca, Cephalopoda, Sepiida, Sepiidae.